This is a messenger RNA of Silurus meridionalis, 1270 nucleotides long. RefSeq names its product ubiquitin-conjugating enzyme E2 variant 1-like. The record is from RefSeq and is a predicted model, not a curated record. NCBI's taxonomy places the organism in Eukaryota, Metazoa, Chordata, Actinopteri, Siluriformes, Siluridae. The coding region runs from base 308 to 757 and encodes 149 amino acids. The transcript is spliced from 4 exons. Gene Ontology annotation, cellular component: nucleus. Gene Ontology annotation, biological process: protein K63-linked ubiquitination; DNA damage tolerance.
CCCACUCACCGAGGUGUAAUUAAUUGUCAGUUCCGCUGAGCAGCAGCGCACUUUACUGGCAUUAGCAAGUCUGCCGGCUAACUAGCGGAUAAAUGAAUGUUAGCUUUAUUUCUGGGCUUCUCCAGCCGGCAUCGUGCACACAUCGAGUAUUUAAUAGUGAGGAAAUGUGAGGUUACCUCAACUCUGAAACCGGUCGACGAUUAAAUAGAGGAAUGGAUCUGUAAAUUAAUCGUCAGCUCAUUGUCAUGUAAAUGUUGUGCCACGGUUAUUUAUUCAUUCAGCUGCCAGCUGCUUUGUCCCUUUAGCUAUGCUGAUGGACAGAUCAACAUUCAUGGGCGUGAAGGUGCCACGCAACUUCCGUCUGCUGGAAGAGCUGGAAGAAGGCCAGAAGGGAGUGGGGGAUGGAACUGUGAGCUGGGGGCUGGAGGAUGACGAUGACAUGACCCUCACUCGCUGGAGAGGCAUGAUCAUCGGACCACCACGGACUAUCUAUGAGAACAGGAUGUACAGUCUGCGAGUGGAGUGUGGACCCAGAUAUCCAGAAACACCCCCGUUUGUGCGGUUUGUGACAAAGAUCAACUUAAAUGGAGUACACAACUCAAGCGGUGUGGUGGAGCCGAGGGCAGUGUCAUCUCUGGCAAAGUGGCAGGAUUCCUACAGUAUCCGGGUGGUGCUGCAGGAGCUUAGACGACUUAUGAUGUGCAAAGAGAACAUGAAGCUCCCACAACCACCUGAGGGACAGAUUUACACCAACUGAGACUGUACUAUACUGCAAAUACACACACACAGUCUGCCUUUAGCAUUUUGUUUUCAUUUGUACUCAUUUUCAUUUCUAUCUCCAAUCAGUCAUCCUUGAAUUCGUAAACGUGCAAACUCUCUCCUGCUCUGUCUGUCUGUAAGAUUUGUUCCGUCUCUCAUACACGUAUAAAAGCCCCAUCUGGAAAGAAUCCAUGCCUCAACUCAUACACAUCCCCCUUAUGGUCCCUCCCUUUUCUCAUUUUUCUGAACUAAAGAUGAGUGAACAGUUGUUUUUUUUUUUUGUCAUGGGACAAAUCAUUUGAAUACUGUGCAUCUUACUAAUCUUUGUUUUUCUUAUUGUUUGUUAAAAAUCUGAUUGUAUAAUAUCAUAAAUAAUCUAAUUGAGUGUGACUUGUGGUUGUAUUUUUGUCAUUUUCAUAUCGAAAAUCUUUUGCUUGAGUGCAAUUCAGCUCAGCUUUAUGCAUUGUAAUGUCGUUGUAGAUGUUCGGUAGUAAAGUCUUGGUAUUUGCAA